Molecule: messenger RNA, 1770 nt
Organism: Williopsis jadinii
Lineage: Eukaryota; Fungi; Ascomycota; Saccharomycetes; Phaffomycetales; Wickerhamomycetaceae
Gene: ADE17
Product: bifunctional phosphoribosylaminoimidazolecarboxamide formyltransferase/IMP cyclohydrolase ADE17
Exons: 1
Coding region: 1-1770 (589 amino acids)
Biological process (GO): 'de novo' IMP biosynthetic process
Cellular component (GO): cytosol
Molecular function (GO): IMP cyclohydrolase activity; phosphoribosylaminoimidazolecarboxamide formyltransferase activity
Source: RefSeq, a predicted model, not a curated record
AUGGCUUACACCAAGACUGCUAUUCUCUCUGUCUACGACAAGACAGGACUGUUGGACCUUGCUAAGGGACUUGUCGAGAACAAUGUGCGUAUCCUGGCCUCCGGUGGUACCGCGAAGAUGGUGAGAGAGGCUGGGUUCCCAGUUGAUGACGUUUCCUCCAUCACACAUGCUCCAGAGAUGCUCGGAGGACGUGUUAAGACGUUGCACCCAGCUGUUCACGGUGGUAUCCUUGCCAGAAACUUGGAUUCUGACGAGAAGGACUUGAAGGAACAGAACAUUGAGAAGGUUGACUUUGUCGUGUGUAACUUGUACCCAUUCAAGGAGACCAUCUCCAAGAUCUCCGUCACCAUUGACGAGGCUGUCGAGGAGAUCGACAUUGGUGGUGUCACUCUUUUGAGAGCUGCUGCUAAGAACCACGCCAGAGUGACGAUCUUGUCCGACCCAAAUGAUUACGCAGAGUUCCUCCAGGAGUUGAAGGGUGGUGAAAUCUCUCAAGACCUGAAGAACAAGUUCGCCCUCAAGGCUUUCGAACACACUGCUGACUACGACGCUGCGAUCUCUGAUUUCUUCAGAAAGCAAUACUCUGAGGGCAAGUCUCAAUUGCCAUUGCGUUACGGUGCCAAUCCACAUCAGAAACCAGCCCAAGCUUUUGUUCAACAAGGUGAGUUGCCAUUCAAGGUGCUGAGUGGUUCUCCAGGUUAUAUCAACUUGUUGGAUGCCUUGAACUCAUGGCCUUUGGUUAAGGAGCUUUCUGCCUCUUUGAACUUGCCAGCUGCUGCAUCCUUCAAGCACGUUUCUCCAGCUGGUGCUGCUGUUGGUUUGCCUUUAACUGCUGCUGAGAAGAAGUUGUACUUUGUCCAAGACAUUGAGAACUUGUCUCCAUUGGCCAACGCCUACGCAAGAGCCAGAGGUGCCGACAGAAUGUCCUCCUUCGGUGACUGGAUCGCCCUUUCUAACAUUGUCGAUUUGCCAACUGCCCAAAUCAUCUCCAAGGAGGUGUCUGAUGGUGUCAUUGCUCCAGGUUUCGAGCCAGAGGCUUUGGAACUCUUGAAGAAGAAGAAGGGUGGAAAGUACUGCGUCCUUCAAAUCGACCCUAACUACACCCCAGACUCCAUCGAGUCCAGACAAGUGUACGGUAUCACUCUUCAACAGAAGAGAAACGAUGCCAUCAUCAACAAGUCUACUUUCAAGGAGAUCGUCUCCAAGAACAAGGACCUUACAGAGCAAGCUGUCAUUGACUUGACCGUUGCCACCAUUGCAUUGAAGUACACCCAAUCCAACUCUGUCUGUUACGCUAAGAACGGUAUGGUUAUCGGUUUGGGUGCUGGUCAACAAUCCAGAAUCCACUGUACCAGAUUGGCUGGUGACAAGGCUGACAACUGGUGGUUGAGACAACACCCAAGAGUGUUGGGAUUCGAGUGGGCCAAGGGUGUCAAGAGACCAGACAAGUCCAACGCCAUUGACUUGUUCGUCACUGGUCAAAUCCCAACCUCUGAACCAGAAAAGUCUGAGUUCGAGUCCAAGUUUGCUACUGUCCCAACCCCAUUCACUGCUGAAGAGAAGGCAGAAUGGCUUGGUAAGUUGAACAACGUUGCACUGUCCUCUGAUGCCUUCUUCCCAUUCCCAGAUAACGUCUACAGAGCUGCAAGAUCUGGUGUCAAGUACGUUGCUGCGCCAUCUGGUUCCGUUCAAGAUUCUGCUGUCUUUGCCGCAGCUGAUUCUUUCGAGAUGGUUUACGUUGAGAACCCAAUCCGCUUGUUCCACCACUAA